Molecule: messenger RNA, 2375 nt
Organism: Theobroma umbraticum
Lineage: Eukaryota; Viridiplantae; Streptophyta; Magnoliopsida; Malvales; Malvaceae
Gene: TAF11
Product: TBP-associated factor 11
Biological process (GO): transcription initiation at RNA polymerase II promoter; RNA polymerase II preinitiation complex assembly
Cellular component (GO): transcription factor TFIID complex; nucleus
Molecular function (GO): RNA polymerase II general transcription initiation factor activity; protein heterodimerization activity
Source: RefSeq, a predicted model, not a curated record
CUCCUCCUCGCUUUAACCUCCUUCACCGACUUCUCUCCUUAACCGGAGGCUAGCAAAGCUCCUCCCUCAACCUCUUAAAACCUUGCCUCGACAUCUUGUUUUUUUUUUUUUUUUCCUCUUAAGCCACUCUCACUACAAACCUAAAAAGAAACCCUAAAUGGGACCCCUCUGUCGGACGCCGCCACAACCCUUUGUCCCUCUUUCAGGCGCGAGGCCCUAGAAAGUAGAAACCCUCACGACAACGUGAAGCUCUUAACCUCUCUCCACCGAGCCUCCAUCGCUCUGAGUUUUCUCUUUUGGUUUUUUGGCUUGUUUGGGUUUUUGCUUUUCUGUGAUUGGGUAUCCUACCUGCUGCUAGACUAGGGUGAUUGUCCUCUUAUUUAUGUUUUUUUUUUUAAUUUUGGUGGUUUUUUCUUUAUUUGUCUCAAGGGUCUUCUGAUCUUCUCUAGGAUUUCUGUUUUUAAGGUUUUUCCGUUUCUCAGGGGGCGGGCCUCCCCCAGAUUGUAAUGUCACUCUAGGCUCCCUUGGGUUUUUCGACUUCAGCUUGAAAUUGAAAAUUGUUUUUUCAAUAUUAUCAGGUUAUCAUGAAUUUUGCUUACAUUUCUGAAAUAUUUUUGUUUUUUCUGCUGGACCUGUACAACAUGUUUGCUCUUGUCUAGGCCCUAACUUUAAAACCACAAACGAAAGCCCUCAACUCUCAUCUUAAUCUCAAUUUGGCAGUACAUUCGCCGUCAACGAUCUUUCUCUUUCUACCAAUACUAUGUAUGUGUUAUCUUUGUAAUUUUUUUUAGAUGGAAUUCUGACGUAAUCCAAAAGCAGAUAAUUCGAAAUGAAGCAAUCAAAGGAUCCAUUUGAAGCGGCGUUGGAGGAGCAAGAGGAAUCACCACCUGAUUCCCCAAUUGGUCAGGAUGAGUUGGACAGCCAAACCCAAAACCAAACCCCUGCUGGGCACCAUACUCUUGUAGAUGACGAUGAUUAUGAUGAAAUCGGCACCAAUGUCGAUAAUCCCUCUCACCAAUCAUCCAACCCCACUCCUAUGUUGCUCACCCCCAGUGUUAACGCUAAUGUUGCUUCUGCCGCCGCAGCCUCCAAGAACAAAGAAUAUGAUGAUGACGAAGAGGAGGAAAACGUGGAUGUUGAGCUUGGCAAGUUCCCUUCUAGUGCUGAUCCUGCUAAAAUGGCCAAGAUGCAGGCCAUUUUAUCACAAUUCACAGAGGAUCAGAUGAGUAGAUAUGAAUCCUUUAGGAGAUCUGCACUUCAAAAGUCCAACAUGAGAAGGUUGUUGGUUAGCAUCACUGGGAGCCAGAAAAUUUCUUUACCAAUGACCAUUGUUGUGUGUGGGAUAGCAAAAAUGUAUGUUGGCGAACUUGUUGAGACAGCUAGAAUGGUUAUGACAGAGAGAAAAGAAUCUGGGCCAAUCAGGCCUUGCCACAUCAGAGAGGCUUAUAGAAGAUUGAAGCUUGAAGGGAAAGUACCUAAGAAAUCAGUGCAGAGGCUCUUUCACUGAGUGUAUCAAGAGACGAACUUAGCAAACAUUUAUCAGUGGCAGGUUAAUGGAAUCAAUGUAUACUUCUGCGAUUGUGUUAUCCAAUUUUCUUUUCAGCUCCAAAAAGGUUAAAUACAACAGAGAAACUUUGCCAAAAGUGAUGGGGUUGCUUGUCUGUGAGAGCUUCAAAAAUUGAAACGUAUUGAUAUUACCGGUACUUAUGAUUAUACUCCGAUGCAUGGCAUGAUGACUAGAGGGCUUCCCCAAGUAUUGGGAUGACGCUUUCUUUAGCUUGGUUUGUUGGAAGAAACGAGUCAUUCUGCAGCACCGGCUGUUGGAGCACUAUUCUCGUAUUGGCAGCUUCUAUUACGAGAUGAUGACCGAUACUGUCAGGAGAAAGAACUACUUAUGUUAGAAGCAGCAAAAUGAACUCAAAUCUGGAAGCCCAUCCGAAAAAACAGAACUCGAACCUGACGCAAAAAUGUAUGUUGGAAUUAGAAAAGCGGAGACUAAUUGAGAGGCUAAGCGGUAUAUUAAGUUGAACAAAAUCUUCCUGAAUCAUCACCACAGGAUUUGCAAGUGGAAUUGGAACUGAAUUUGGGGAAGAAUUUCUACUGCAGAAUUGACAAUGGUAACAUUCAGUUUAAUGAAGUCAUCCCAUGAUGUGGAGGAGAAAAUGGUUACUCUUUUUGGAGUUCAGAUUAAUUGAUGGGCUCAGUGUUAAUUCUUAUUUAUUUAGGCUGCCUGUAUUUGGUUUCGUUCUUUUGUUUACCUUCUUUCCCAUGUCACCUUAGCUCAAUUGAGUUGCAAUUGCCUCAGCAGUUAUUUAGUUGUAUGGAAUAGCUAAACUAUUAUCCUUGCGAUGAGGAGUGAAUAUGCUGUUGAUUUA